UACCGGAAAAAUAAAAGUUAAUAUUGUUCUCAGGCGAGCAGCGGAGGAGGAGCUGGAUAAGUUGGUGCGUCUCAGCAGGUCGACGGUGCGGGCCAUGGAGGAAGAAGCUACCAUGAACACCCUUCACAAGGAACGAGACCCAACAAGAGAGGCUGUUGUGAGGUCCUUACAAGAAGCAACUGUAGAGAUGGAAGGACACAUACAGGCCAUGGAGGAGGCAGAGUCUAGGCAGCGUAAAUUACCAUCAAACGUUCCACAUCUGCAUCUUGCACCAGGAUUUCCCGUCAGCAACACCACAUCAUCAUCAAAUGGUGGUACAUCCUCAGUGUCAUCUGGGAUCAGUAGCUCCAAUUUACCCAUGUCAUCGUCUGCAUCAUCAUCACUCUCUUCAUUAUCAUCCAAUUCUUCAGUUUCAUUGCCUCCCUCACCUCCUGCCUUCAGUAUCUCCUCAUAUGGUAACAGUCACAGCUCCAGUGCAAAGAAACUGAAUGGCUUACCUGUGUGGGAUGUAGCAGCUAAAGCUUCAACAUCAAUGAAGCCCCCAAUUCUCACACCAAAACCUACAGUGACUCAGACCCCAAAAUGGCAGUCCUCAACCCAGACUGAUGUUAAGUCAAACACCAAUGGUAAUACUAAUGGUCAGGGAAGUCAAGGAUCUUCUCCACCUUCAUGUCUCUCCUCCACCACAUCCAUCAUGUCUUUCCUCAACCCUUCACCACCACCACCUUCAUUGUCGUCUCCAAGAGCACCUUCACCUUUGACCAUUGUAGAAAAGGAUGAAAAUGAAAGAAUUUUGGAAAUAUCAUCAACAUCUUCAAGUGUGAUUGGUGUGGCGGCACAGAUCAGACGUUUUGAACAACUGUCCGAGGGGUCGCUGGAAGCCCUCAAGACAGCCACUCUAGAGAGAGCCAAGAAACAUAGACACAAAGAAAUCUUGGAGCACCUUCGUAGUCAGGUAGAAGCAGCUCGUCGACAGGUUGCAGAUGCGGCGAACAAACAAUCUACUGAAAAAGAUGAUAUAGCAUGGCAAGAACAAGAGCGCAGGGCUAAAGAAGCAGAGAGGCGCAUUAGAGAGAUAGCUCGUAGGGCGCGUGAGGAACACCGCCGGGCUUCCCACAACUCUACACCUGCCCAUGCUAUAAACAGAAACCUUAAUGGUCUUACCCACAUCACCCUUUUUAAGAACGGCAUCAACGGCCACCCUGGGGUCGGAGGAGACAUUAACGGCAAUAUCAAGACUGCAUCAGAAGACAUCAGUAACAACAACAGCAGUAAGGACGGACCUGUUACUGGUUGUGUGCGCCACCGGCUACGGCCCCCUAAACCUCCUUCCCGUGCAUCAAUCGUGGCAUGGUUCCGUGAGGAGGAACUUCCUCGUGGAGCUGGGCUGGAGCCUUCACGCAUGGCAAUUGCUCCUUGGUUUCAUGGUAUUAUCAGCAGGACAGAGGCAGAAGAAGUGUUGGCAGGGGCUGCUGUUGGAUGUUUCCUUGUAAGAGUGAGUGAACGUAUAUGGGGAUAUGCCAUAUCAUAUAAAGCUGCUGACCGCUGCAGACACUACCUGAUUGAUGUUAUGGCAGGAAAAUACACAUUCUUCGGUUCACACCAAGCUUCUCAUGAUACACUGAGUGACCUUGUGGAAUAUCACAAAAAAGAGGCCAUUACUGCCACCGGUGGAGAGAUGCUGACACGACCUUGUGGUGAGGCCAGGAGACCUGAGCACCAGGAGCUCUUCGCCGGCACUCACUACCUCACUCUCUAGCUCAUCAACAUCUCGUCAACCUAUACUGUGUUGUGUUGUGCUACAAAUGUACUGAGAAAAUUGGACUGAAUAAGAUAUUGUUUACCACCAACAAAUACUGUCCCAGUUAUCAUAAUUUUCAUAUAAGUAAAAAAGUGUAGUUCAUGUUGACACCAUACCAUGUGAUAUGGUGCAUGUUGACACUAUUACAUGUGGUGUAGUUCAUGUUGACACCAUACCAUGUGAUAUGGUGCAUGUUGAAACUAUUACAUGUGAUGUAGUUCAUAUUGACACUAUACCAUGUGAUAUGGUGCAUGUUGACACUAUUACAUGUGGUGUAGUUCAUGUUGACACCAUACCAUGUGAUUUGGUGUAGUUCAUAUUGACACCAUACCAUGUGAUAUAGUGUAUGUUGAAACUAUUACAUGUGGUGUAGUUCAUAUUGACACUAUACCAUGUGAUACAGUGUAUGUUGACACUAUUACAUGUGGUGUAGUUCAUAUUGACACCAUACCAUGUGAUACAGUGUAUGUUGACACUAUUACAUGUGGUAUAGUUCAUAUUGACACCAUACCAUGUGAUAUAGUACAUGUUGAGCCCAUACAAUUUGCUAUAGUGCAUGUUAACACCUUAACAUGUGUUACAGUGCACAUUGUUGCCUUACCAUGUGGCAUAGUGCAUGGUGACACCAUACCAUGUGGUAUAGUGCAUGGCAAUAACAUACCAUAUGGCCUAAUACAUGGUGACACCAUACCAUGCAGUGUAGCAUGUGUUGUGCACCAUACCAUGUGGUGUAAUGUAUGUUAACACUGUACCAUGUGGUGUAGUGUACAUUAAUACAAGUGGCAUAUAUAAGUUUUUGGAAAUGGGAGCCCAAGACUUGAAGAUUGGGACAUUACUGUAUUUUACAAUACGUAUUUCCAUCCAGUGGUGCAAGCAGGCGGCGAGCGUAGCAAGUCCAUACAACUGGGGGUUUAGGUGGGGGGGGGGGGUUACAGCCUCCCCCUACCCUGAGAAAAUUGUGAAAUUUGACCAUUUUCACGGACUUUUUGAGGCCAUCUGCAAUGAAUAGUAGGACAUAAGAGUAUUGACACGAACAGCACACACUAGUCCAGGACCAACAUAUGUACAAGUCUCUACAUUAACGUCUGUGAAUCUGAUGAGGGAAAGCUUAAGUAUACUGUUUUACCUGUAGCCAUACUGAGGUUUGUGUGUGAAAAGAAUAAAUAAUAUUGUGCAAUUUCACAGCAGAAAUAAUUCUGUCAAAAUCUCUGUACAGUACUGUUGGAGGCUUCCACUCCCCCCGAUUAUGGGGUUGAGUUAACUUCUAAGUACACCUGUGCUUGUGUCCUCGGGAACUGGUUGUGUUAGGGUGUGAGUUGAGCAAGUUGAGGGAAAGCAGUAGUAAAAGCAGGGUGGAGCAUAGCCAGCCCCCCAUUAUACUUCACUGAUUAACACUAUACCAUGUGGUGAAGUGCAUGUUGACACCAUACUGUGUGAUGUAGUGCAUGUUGACACCAUAUUAUGUGGUGUAGUGCAUGUUGACACCA
This is a messenger RNA of Homarus americanus (American lobster), 3288 nucleotides long. Its product is annotated as SH2 domain-containing protein 4A-like. NCBI's taxonomy places the organism in Eukaryota, Metazoa, Arthropoda, Malacostraca, Decapoda, Nephropidae. The record is from RefSeq and is a predicted model, not a curated record. Gene Ontology annotation, cellular component: cytoplasm. Bases 95 to 1759 code for a protein of 554 amino acids. The transcript has 7 exons.